Molecule: messenger RNA, 861 nt
Organism: Gongylonema pulchrum
Lineage: Eukaryota; Metazoa; Nematoda; Chromadorea; Rhabditida; Gongylonematidae
Source: the annotation of a GenBank genome assembly
UUGAGUUCGAAUUUUAAUAUAUUUUUAGCCUGGCGAAAACCAUACUUCAAUAGCGAAGAACCGUUUUUGCUGGAAGAAAAUUUGCCCUCAAAAAAUCCGUUCGAGAUUUUCGAUAUUUGGUUAAAAAAUGUGGCGGCGAAAAAAGAUGUAUCGUUCGAGGAAGUGAAUGCUGCUUGCUUCUCAACCGUAAGGGAUUUCAGUGCUUUUUUUGCAUUAAAUCGAAUUUGUAACAGGCAUUAUUUUAUAAAAGAAUUACUGAGCAGCAUUUUAGAUUUUGUAUUAUGCUUCCAGGCUAUCAACAAUCGACCAAAAUCACGUAUGGUACUGAUAAAAGAAUAUGACAUGGAAGGCUUCAGUUUUUACACACAUUAUAAAAGCGCGAAGGGAAGAGAAAUCGAUGCAAACCCAUAUGGAUGCAUACUUUUUUAUUGGCCUGCUGUUGAUAGACAGGCAAGUCGUUUCAUACUUCUGCGUGGAAAACAAAAAUCCGUGACUGUAUCUUGUCAAAUAAUCUAUUUUAAGGUUCGAGUGGAAGGUAAAAUAGAGAAAUUGCCGUUGAAUGCAGCGGAGUCGUAUUGGUACCAGCGACCGCUGAAGAGUCGCAUCGGUUCAAAACUAAGCAACCAGAGCGCAGUGAUACCCAGUAGACAGUAUUUGGAAGAGCAAAAGAAAAUUUUGGAAAAACUUGCUGCUGAGAAAGGUGAAGCUGCAAUCACAAGGCCCGACGAUUGGGGAGGCUAUCGGUUACUUCCGGAUUAUUUCGAAUUUUGGCAGGGUCAGAGCGAUAGAGUACACGAUCGCAUUGUCUUUGAAAAAGCGAACGGCGAAUCCGAAUGGACAGUCAAACGUCUUUCGCCAUAA